AUGCCCACCAUCUACGCGCUCGCGCUCGCGGCCUGCGCGGCGGCCCUGCGCGCCCCCGCGCCGCGCGCGUCGCUCCGUUCGUCGACGGCCUACGACGUCGUCGUCGUCGGCGGCGGCAUGUCGGGCCUGUCGACGGCGCUGGAGCUGCGGCGCCGCGGGCGGUCCGUCUGCGUGCUGAGCCGGGACCUCGCGCAGGCGGCGACGCUCGCCGCGGGCGGCAUGCUCGCGCCCCAGGCCGAGCGCCUGCCCGGCGGCCCGCUCCUGGACCUGUGCGUGCGGUCGCGCGAGGCGUGGCCCGCGUGGCUCGCGACGCUCGACGACCCGCCGCCGCUCCACGCCGUCGGCGGCUUCGUGAGCCCGUGCCUCGACGUCAACGACCCCGUGGGGACGUGGAAACCCGUCGAGGCCGCGGGCCCCGCGGAGUGGCUCGAGGGCGCCGCGCUCCGGGCCAUGGAGCCGAGUUUGGGGCCGAAAGCUUUGGGCGGCUGGUGGUACCCGCUGGAGACGUGGGUCGACCCCGUGCGCGCGCACGCCGCCCUGCUGCGCACCUGCGAGCGCGAGGGCGUCGACGUGCGCACGGGCGUGGACGUGGAGGGUUUGGACUUGGAGCGGAGCGGCACAUGCGGCGGCGUACGCCUCGCGGGCGGCGACGUGCUCACGGGCGACGAGUACUGCGUCGCCGCGGGCGCGUGGCUGCGCAACCUGUUGCCCGUGCCCGUCGACGCCCAGAAGGGGCAGAUGGUCGCGCUGAAGGCCCCGACGGCGGCGAUCGCGGAGAAGGCGCCGCGGCGCGUCGUCUACGGCGCGGACUGCUACGUCAUCCCGCGGGGCGACCGCGUCGUCGUCGGCGCGACGGUGGAAAACACGACGUCGACGCACAACGACGUUUCCGGGUUGCUCUCCAUCCUCACGAAGGCGACGGCGCUCUGCCCCGGGCUCGGCGACUUCGAGGUCGACGAGGCCUGGUCGGGGCUGAGACCCACGACGGUCGACGGCGCGCCGGUUUUAGGCCGCACGCGGUGGACGAACCUGUGGGUCUGCGGCGGCUACUGGCGCAACGGCAUCCUCCUCGCGCCGGCGGCCGCGGAGCUGUUGGCCGACGCCAUGGACGGGGCGCUGUCGGCGGAAGGCGCGCGGCUCUUGGACGCGUGCCGCUGGGACCGGUUCUUCGCGCCGGUGUCCCCGAGCUCCGCGCGCUUCCUGCCGAACCACGCGCCCGCGGCGUCGCCCGCGGACCUCGACGCCGCGGGCUACGACGCCAUCAAGGGCAACAGCGCCGCCGCGGGCGGCGACGCGCGCGCCGCGAACCUCGACGCGCUCUUCAGCGCCGCCGGCCCGCCGCCGGCGUCGCCCGCGGACCUGGACCGCGCGGGCUACGACGCCAUCAAGGGCGCGGCGCCCGCGGCCGGCGACGACGCGCGGUCCGCGAACCGCGCGGCGCUCCUCGGCGGCGACGGCCCCGCGGAGAAGCCCUCGUGGGUGUCGCGCCUCUUCCGCGGUGCCGCGCCGGCCGCGGCCGCGGCGGCCGCGGCGGCGCCGGCCGAGAAGGACCCGGGCGGCCUCGGCGAGGGCGGCUACGAGGCCGUCGCGGGCCGGCCCGCGGGCGAGAUGGACGGCGCGCGCGCGGCGAACCUCGCGGCGAUCUUCGGCGGCGGCGCCGUCGCCGACGACGCGCCCGCGGCGCCGUCGCGGCCGCCGGACAACGGCUUCCCCUACGCGGACCCGGCCGAGGACGUGGCGACGCUCGUCGUGGCCAUGCGCGAGGUCCUGCCCGACGGCAGCCUCGGCGCGGACGUGUCCCGCGCGGCGCUCCCCGAGGACCUCGCGGGGCCCGUGACCAAGGCCGACGGCAUCUCAAAACAGCCGGAAACCGCCAUGAGCGAGUGGGCCCAACCCUACCGCAACCCGGGCCUGCGCACGCCCAGCGAGGUGUCGUCGAGCGCGCGCACGGCCGACUGGCCCACGCGGUCCGCCGAGCGCGUGUCCCUCACGGACGGCAACGAGCACGUCGAGCGGCGCGUGCAGCGUCGCAUCGACGUCUGCGGCCGCCUGGGCCGCGGCGCCUACGGCAUCGUCUGGAAGGGCAUCGAGCGCCGCGGCAAGCGGCGCGUCGUCGCGCUGAAGAAGUGCUUCAACGCCUUCGCCUCCUCGAGCGACUCGCAGCGCACGUACCGCGAGAUCUCGUACCUCCUGAAGCUCCGGGGCCACGUCAACGUGAUCACGCUGCGCCACGUGAUCCGCGCGAAGCACGACCUCGACAUCUACCUCGUCUUCGAGUACAUGGAGACGGACCUACACGCGGUGAUCCGGGCGAAUUUACUGGAGGACGUGCACAACAAGUACAUCAUCUACCAGCUGUUGAAGGCGCUGAAGUACCUCCACUCCGCGGGCGUCGUCCACCGCGACAUCAAGCCGUCGAACAUGCUGCUGAACUCGAACUCGCACAUGAAGCUCUGCGACUUCGGCCUCUGCCGGUCCGUGACGCGCGUCGCGCGGCGCACGGAGAGCGACUACUACGUCGCGACGCGGUGGUACCGCGCGCCGGAGAUCCUGCUGGGCUCGUCGCUCUGCGUCGCGGGCAUCGACAUGUGGGCCACGGGCUGCAUCAUCGGCGAGAUGUACCACGGCAAGCCCGUGCUGCCCGGCGCGUCGACGGCGGACCAGCUCGAGCGCGUGGGGGCCGUCCUCGGCGCGCCGUCCGCCGCGGACCUCGAGGCCGUCGGCGUCGCCGCGGACGCGCUGCCGCCGGGCCUGCGGACCGCGCCGCCGCCGCCGCGGCCGUUGGGCGCCGCCUUCCUCGCGACGCCCGCGGCUUCCGCGGCGCGGGGUCUGGUCGCGUCGCUCCUCAAGUUCGACCCGCGGAGCCGGCUCCCCGCGGAGGCCGCGCUCGAGGACGCGUGGGUCCAGGAGUUCCACCGGAGCGAGGAGGAGCCCCACCACCCGGAGGGGCCCGUGCGCCUCCCCAUCGACGACGACGUGCUGUUGUCGCCCGCGGACUACCGCGACCGCAUCACGCUCGACGUCCACGGCCGCGCGCGGACGCGCGAGGCCCGGCGCCUCCACGGCCGCCUCGAGAUCGGCACCUGCGUCGAGGAGAACUCGCGGAGCCCGUCCGUCGCCGCGCGCAACUCGCGGACGCCGCCCGCGCGGACGCCGACGCCCAAGGCGGACGGCGACGCCGGCGGCGACGACGAGCCCGCGCCGGACGCGUCGGGCGAGCCCGACGACGCCGCCCUCGCGAACAUGAACAUCUAG
Aureococcus anophagefferens is the source of this 3255-nucleotide messenger RNA. RefSeq lists its product as hypothetical. Gene Ontology annotation, molecular function: oxidoreductase activity; ATP binding; MAP kinase activity. Lineage: Eukaryota; Pelagophyceae; Pelagomonadales; Pelagomonadaceae. Bases 1 to 3255 code for a protein of 1084 amino acids. Gene Ontology annotation, biological process: protein phosphorylation; intracellular signal transduction. Gene Ontology annotation, cellular component: nucleus; cytoplasm. The record is from RefSeq and is a predicted model, not a curated record. The transcript has 3 exons.